This is a messenger RNA of Odontomachus brunneus, 2057 nucleotides long. It is a transcript of the gene Su(fu), whose product is annotated as suppressor of fused homolog. Gene Ontology annotation, molecular function: transcription factor binding. The record is from RefSeq and is a predicted model, not a curated record. The transcript is spliced from 7 exons. Gene Ontology annotation, cellular component: nucleus; cytoplasm. NCBI's taxonomy places the organism in Eukaryota, Metazoa, Arthropoda, Insecta, Hymenoptera, Formicidae. Bases 135 to 1466 code for a protein of 443 amino acids.
GUGCUUUUGUCUCGUCAGUGGCCGCUGACGCUAGUGCGUUACGUGUGUGUCAGGUUGUGAGUGCGUGUCUGGUGUCGUAAACAAAGUGCCUUCGGCGUGGCGAGCACGCGUUCCUGCGGAUCCACGACGGAUUUAUGUACGACGCGAAGAUGCGCGAACACGACGACCUGUCGAGGUGUUUCAUGCCGGGCCAUCACCAGCAGCAGCAGCAGCCGUCGCCGAUCCAGGCACCGUCGCCGCAAGCUCCGGGCUUGGACGCCCUGCACAGCCUCUGCAGACAGAUCUAUCCCGACCAGUGCAAUCCGCUCACAGUCACGGCAGUCGUGAAAUAUUGGUUAGGAGGACCCGAUCCCCUGGAUUACAUCAGUAUGUACGCCAGUCCAGGAUGUCCCGAGCUCGGAAUAUCUCCACACUGGCACUACAUCAGCUUAGGAUUAUCUGAUUUGCACGGAGACGGCCGGCUGCAUCCUAAAAAUGGUCCGGGUCGUCCCAGCGGGUUCGGCUUCGAGUUCACCUUCCGGCUGGCACGCGAAAGGGGCGAGACGACGCCGCCCACGUGGCCGGCGAACAUGUUGCAGCAAUUGGCAAAGUAUGUUUUCAGUUCCGGAAACACGGUGAUGCCGGGUGACCACGUCUCUUGGCAUGCUCCGUUGAACGGCGAAAGCGGUCGCAUCACGCAGAUCUUGAUGGGCACGGAUCCGCAGCUCCCAAUGUCGAUUUCCACACCCCACGGCGAGGUCGCGUUCGUUCAGAUUGUCGGCGUCACCUCUGAGGAGCUACAGGCCGCCCAGCACUGGAAUGGCCUGGGCGUCGUUAACUUGCUGAAGAGCGCGCCGGAAUGUGGCCCGUGGUUAAUCACGGACAUGAGGAGAAUGCACUCCAUUAUGGAGAACGAUCCUUCCAUAGCAGAGAAGAUACAGCACGGCAUCGAGAGAGACGGAUCAAACUUGAGCGGCGUGUCCGCCAAAUGUUGGUGGGUGCAAAUUACGGGCGACAAGAGCGCAGAGAGAUACCGAGAACGGAGGGACGAUUCUGACGACGACGAGGGGGAGGAGGACGUGAAACCGAUGGUGAAAACGGAGAGACUGUCGCCGUGCGAGCAGGACGCCGACGAAAGUAGUAUUAAAAUCUUGUCCGGGCUGCACCUUACGUUCAAUCUCGAAGCCGGCUCCUUGCUGCCGCUGGCGAUAAGGGGUCGUGUGAUGCACGGGAGGCACUUCACUUUUAAGUCCAUAUUGUCCCACUCGGCUGUUACGAUAGUAGCACCGUCAGUCACAGGCACCUUAGUCGCUAAAGAGAAGCCGUACGUUCUUCAGGGACCGUGGCUGCAGGUUCUUCUCUCGGAAGAACUGUACGAAAGAAUGGCUCAAGAAUUCCAAGUCUUGAAUACACCGGACAAGAUCCAAUUGCCAAAGACAUUCUCUUGGCCGGAACAUAAAUUAGUCAUCACCAUCAUUAAUGAUUGAAUUUCCGCGACAACGGCGCGAUUCCUAAAGAUCAUCGCCUCGUCAUCUGCCGAUCACAUAUCUCUCUCUCGUCUCAUUGAUAUAAAUAUAUAUUUAAGUUAGCGCAAUAAAAGUAUUAUUGAGCCUCGUUCAAAAUCGAGGUUUUUAUUUAUAGCGUCGACUCUGUAUCGACCUAGCUUAAGAUUUUUAUAAUUUAUAAAUUUUAUACGUCUCUGUACGCGCGUGUUUAAAGGGGAUCAAUUCGCUCAUCAAUGUGCGAAAGCAGAGAUUGGGUGUUUUCUUUAAUAACAGACGUCUCCGUCGACGGACGUUUCUUCAGAGCAAUGUAUUUUUGUACAACGAAUAUUACCACCUAUCUCUCUUUUACAAAUUGAUGCCUGUUCAUAUAUACGGAAGAUUUACGACAUAUUGUUUCUUUCUUCCAUAACUCGUUGAACUUUCCACAAGGAAGACAGAUAACUCCGUAUUAUUUGCGAAAACAAAUAUACGAAAACAAAAGCAUGAUAAAACGUCGUGAAUCUUUCUCUGCGUGUGUAUGUAUUUAAUUUUGUAUAUAUAACAGUAUAUAUAAAUUAUACACACUAUUAUACA